Guillardia theta CCMP2712 is the source of this 669-nucleotide messenger RNA. RefSeq lists its product as hypothetical. The transcript has 10 exons. Lineage: Eukaryota; Cryptophyceae; Pyrenomonadales; Geminigeraceae. The record is from RefSeq and is a predicted model, not a curated record. The coding region runs from base 1 to 669 and encodes 222 amino acids.
AUGUGCUUCAGCUCCAGCAUCGCUCACCUGGUCUCAGGGGUGCGGACGAAAGACGGAGGGCUGCUGGAAGCAGAUGUUGUAGUGGCCAACGCAGACCUCCCGUAUGUCUACCAGAACCUAUUGCCAGAUAAAAAGAUGGGAGAGAAAUUUUCACAUCUCAAGUAUACUUCAUCAGCGAUCAUGUUCUAUUGGGGGAUGGACAAGCAGUUCACCGAGCUCUCUGUACAUAACAUGUUCCUUGCCAAGAAUUUUCGAAGUUCCUUUGAUGACAUCUUCAAGAGGUUCACUCUGCCCGAAGAGCCCUCCUUCUACAUCCACGUCCCCUCCCGCAUCGAUCCGACAGCUGCUCCUCCGAACCAGGACACGUUCAUGGUGCUGGUUCCGUGCGGGCACAUCGAGGAGGCGAAGGAUCAGCAGUGGGAUGAACUGAUUGCUCGAGCUCGAGCAGCAGUCUUACGGAAGUUGAAGGAAGAAGUCAAGCUCGAGAGCAUAGAGGAGCAUAUCAAAUUCGAAGAGAUCAUCUCCCCUGCGAUAUGGAAGGACAAAUUCAAUCUCGCCAAGGGCUCCUGCUUUGGCCUCAGUCACACUUUCACGCAACUAGGGUACCUCCGCCCUCAGAACCAGCACGACACCCUCCGCAAUCUUUUCUUCACAGGAUGCAGCACGUGA